AAACAGCUCCAAAUAAUCAAGGGGGUUAGUUAAAUUUGCUAUUUCAACCUGAAUUCCGGGUUGGGCAGUGAAUGGGGGAAGCAUGGGUGCUGCGGAAUUUGUGGGCUGCCAAUCGGGAUUUGCAAGCACAUCCGGAAGGGUACUAGGGGCUCUAUGGGCCUGUGUGCGAAUUCUUGGUGGUUGCGGGACAAUACUUGUGCUCGCCACUGCACCAGCUUGUACUGCACUUAUGGGACUCGCCACGUCACCGAGUGAUACUGCAGUGCUGGUAUGUGAAAGACCAGGAUGUACUAGGCUGCUGGUGCUCGCCAGUUCACCAAAAGGUAGCGCGGCAAUACUAGCAAUGUAGGUUUAUUGUGCAUGAACAUG
Staurois parvus is the source of this 369-nucleotide messenger RNA. The record is from the annotation of a GenBank genome assembly. Lineage: Eukaryota; Metazoa; Chordata; Amphibia; Anura; Ranidae.